This is a messenger RNA of Rotaria socialis, 1581 nucleotides long. Lineage: Eukaryota; Metazoa; Rotifera; Eurotatoria; Philodinida; Philodinidae. The record is from the annotation of a GenBank genome assembly.
AUGAAAAUAUUUCUAUUAUUCUUCGUUUUUUAUUUCUCAUCUAUCUUUUUUCAAGAAAGCAAUGCCGAAAUAGUUUGUAACAACUAUGUCAGCGAUAUUGAUAUUAUCAAUCGAAAUCCAUUUUAUGUUCGAACUUUUUGGUAUGAUUACAUAACAUCUGUUGGGUUGGACAGUAGACAACGAGUAUCACAGUUUACUAUAGCCAACAAUGUUAAUCCUGCGACAAACAUAUAUUGUUUGAAAAAUUUACUGAAACUUGUAUUAAUCAAUACUAAUUUAUCGAUCGUACCCGAUAUAAAAAAUUUUCAAAAUUUAAAUUCCUUAAUAAUUCAAUCAGACAAUGGUUGUAUUGGCCAACAUUUGCCAGCUGAAUUUGGGCAAUUAACUUCUCUGACAAAUUUAGAAUUAACCGAUAUUAAAAAUCUUGAAAAUCUACCUAAUGAAAUUGAAGCUUUAAUUCAAUUACAAUCAUUAACAUUAAAAAAAAUUCCAAAUCUUAACAAAAUACCUGAUGACAGUAUUGGCAAAUUAACAAAUCUCAACGAAUUAAAUUUAAUCGAUUUACCAAAUCUAUCAAAUGUUCCAUCAACAAUGAAUAACUUUCAAUCUCUACAACGAUUAGUAAUAUCCAACUUGAAUAUUAAUAGUUUACGAUUAGAUAAUCUCGCUCGUUUGAUGACUAUAUCCAUAGGAUCGAAUUCAUUAUUGCAAACUAUUCAACUUACAAAUAUGCUUCAAUUUUCAUCAAUUGAUAUUCAAAAAAAUACUGAAUUAUUAACAUUAAAGUUACAAAAUGUCUCUAUGACAAACUCAUUAACGGUAUACGCAAAUACAAAAUUAACGUCUAUAGUUAUGGACAAUGUAUCUGGUUUACAAGUAAUAUCAAUUACUAACAGUGAACAAUUGAAAAAAAUUUCAAUAGAAAAUGCCGAUAGAUUAUAUAGCUUAUCGUUAAAUUCGUUAGCGAAUUUCGAAUCAAUUUCAAUUCAUAAUGCACCAUUAUUGUCGACUGUUAGCAUUCAAUACAGUCCUCUAUUACAAACUAUUUUAUUUAAUAAUACAUCGUCAAUGCAAACUCUCGAUUUAUCUGGAUGUCAAUUAACAACGUUUCCUGAAAGUAUUUUAACAAUAAAAUCGUUAGUAACCUUAGUGUUGACAACAAAUCGAUUAUCUGCAUUACCAUUAACAUUAUCAACUGAUUUGCCUAAUUUACUAUUUCUCAAUUUAGUCAAUAAUAAAUUUCAAGGAGCAAUUUUUCAACCACCGCUUAUUUAUCUGCGCGAACUUUAUCUAAGUAAUAAUUCAUUCACAUCUUUGGAUGGUAUUGGAAGCUAUCAAUCACUUCAACGAUUCGAAUUAGAUUUUAAUCAAAUAUCAUCGAUUCCAACGGAAAUCAUGCAAUUAUCACCGAUGUUACAGUCGUUACAAGCCAGAUUUAACCAAUUGACUACUAUUCCAUAUUCAAUGACAAAUAUGAGAUCACUAACCUCGUUUUUCGCGGAUAAGAAUAAUAUUUCGUCUAGUGAACGGUUAUACCUCAUAAAUGCAUUCCAACAGUCACUCGUAAAACUUUAUAUUUAA